AUGAACUCUCCUCUGGGAUCACCGAGGCUCAUGUCCUCAGCCAGCCCCUUCCGCAACAAGGUGCCCACACAGAUGAGACGAUGUCUGCCUCUCUACCUCGCCAUCGUCGGUGUCUUCCUCCUCAUUGUCAACUUCGAUUGGGUCUUGGCCAUCCCCAAUCCCACCGCCGUCCUUCGCCGCCAACCAAAAGCCCCUGCUGUGCCCGGCAGCACAUUUCCGCAAAAGAUUUGGCAAACAUGGAAAGUUGACCCUCUCAACUUUGAAGAGCGUGACCUCUUGACGGCGCAGACAUGGACUCAGAAGAAUCCAAGCAUGCGAUACGAGGUCAUCACCGAUGCCAACGAAAUGGCAUACAUCGAGGACCGGUAUGGCCCGCAUGGCUACAACCGCCCAGACAUUGUCAAGUUCUACAAGAGCAUCAAUCUCCCCAUUAUCAAGGCCGAUCUUCUGCGAUACAUGGUCAUGUAUGCCGAAGGCGGUAUUUACGCCGACAUUGACGUCGAAACUAUGAAGCCUUUCCACCGCUUCAUCCCAGAUCGCUACGACGAAAAGGACAUUGACCUGAUUAUCGGCAUUGAGAUUGAUCAGCCCGAGUUCAAAGACCACCCCAUCUUGGGAAAGAAGUCCAUGUCUUUCUGCCAAUGGACAUUUAUUGCGCGCCCUGAGCAGCCCGUCAUGAUGCGCUUAAUCGAAAACAUCAUGAAGUGGUUCAAGGCCGUUGCCAGAGAGCAGGGCGUGGCCUUGGGCGAAGUGCAGCUCGACUUUGACCAAGUCAUCAGCGGCACCGGCCCUUCUGCAUUCACCACCGCCAUGCUCGAGGAGAUGAACCACAAGACAAAGGGACCCAAGGUGACCUGGGACCAGUUCCAUAACAUGGACGAGUCCAAGCUGGUGGGCGGCAUCCUCGUCCUUACCGUCGAGGCCUUUUGCGCCGGACAAGGCCACUCUGAUUCCGGCAACCAUAAUGCUCGCAACGCCCUCGUCAAGCACCACUUCCACGCGUCCAACUGGCCCAGCCGCCACCCCCGAUUCAAGCACCCUGCCUACGGCCAGGUCGAAGACUGCAACUGGGAUUCCGAAUGCGUUCGCAGGUGGGACGAGAACAUUGCCAACUGGGGCCACUACUCGGAGAAUGAGCAGAGCCAGAUCAUCCAAGACGUGGAGAACAAGCGGAUUGAAGCAGAGAAUGCACGAUUGGAGCAGGAGCGGCAGCUACAGCUAUUAGCACAGCUGCCAUAA
Molecule: messenger RNA, 1239 nt
Organism: Trichoderma gamsii
Lineage: Eukaryota; Fungi; Ascomycota; Sordariomycetes; Hypocreales; Hypocreaceae
Exons: 1
Coding region: 1-1239 (412 amino acids)
Biological process (GO): protein N-linked glycosylation
Cellular component (GO): mannan polymerase complex
Molecular function (GO): alpha-1,6-mannosyltransferase activity
Source: RefSeq, a predicted model, not a curated record